AGUAGUUGCAGAUCUAAUGCUGUCCAAUGCAAGUACUAAUGCUUGUACUGAUGUUGAUAGCUAUAGAAAAGAAAUGAAGGCAUUGGUGACUACUGCAACAGAACAACUUAACCUAUCAACAGUUAAAGUUGGUCCUUUAUUAUCAAACUUAUGUAAAGUACUCAUAAAACAUAAAGUAAAAUUGGAAUCAAAUUUUGCGUCAGUGAUGUUAGCAGUGAUGGUAGUUGAGGGUCUUGGACGAUCCCUUGAUCCUCAGUUAGAUAUACUUGCAGCUGCUACACCAUUCCUUUUAAGGAAAGCUGCCAAAGACUCACUGAAGACUCUCAUGAACAAAGAAAAGGACAAAUAGUAGCAGUACAAUCAAAGUUGUGUGUACUCAAGUAUCUCUCAUUUAUAAUUACUAAAGACAGACUGUUAAUUUAUGAUCUAAAGCCUCAAACUCUGUAUGACUGAUUUGUGUUUAUUCUGUGAUGAGUUGUUUGUGUGGAUCUGUACCCCUGAAGUGUCUCUAAUAUAUUUAUUGUUAUUGUUCAUCCAUUAUUUACUCUCAUUUCAGUUUAUCUGUGCAUAAUUCAUGGGGACCUGCUUUUGCAUUAAUGGCUGCCGUAAUAAUUUUAA
Messenger RNA from Amphimedon queenslandica, 618 nucleotides. RefSeq lists its product as uncharacterized. The transcript is spliced from 4 exons. Bases 17 to 349 code for a protein of 110 amino acids. NCBI's taxonomy places the organism in Eukaryota, Metazoa, Porifera, Demospongiae, Haplosclerida, Niphatidae. Gene Ontology annotation, cellular component: mitochondrion. The record is from RefSeq and is a predicted model, not a curated record.